Molecule: messenger RNA, 1098 nt
Organism: Mucor mucedo
Lineage: Eukaryota; Fungi; Mucoromycota; Mucoromycetes; Mucorales; Mucoraceae
Product: EXS family-domain-containing protein
Exons: 5
Biological process (GO): cellular response to phosphate starvation; phosphate ion transport
Cellular component (GO): Golgi apparatus; plasma membrane; cytoplasm
Molecular function (GO): inositol hexakisphosphate binding
Source: RefSeq, a predicted model, not a curated record
AGAAUAUUACUAUCCUACUGUUUCCCUGUAGAAUUCAGAGACUUCUUCAUUGCGGAUGAACUCAAUAGUUUAAGUUAUUCCAUUUGGACGAGUUCAUAUUUUUUCUGCGCCUAUUCGUGUCACUGGACAGACUUGGGUGGGAACUGUAACAUGGCACAAGUUUGGGUCGCACCAUUUCUUGCUUCAUUACCUCCCUGGUGGCGUCUAUUGCAGUGCUUUCGAAGAUAUAGAGAUUCGGACGAAACAGUUCAUUUAUACAAUGCAGCUAAAUAUACCAGCAGUAUCAUGGCUGCCAUUGUCACAGGUCUUCGACGCAUUUACCCGUCCAAUGCCAUGACGGUAUUUUGGGUUUUGACAUGUGUAUUUAAUUCAUGUUAUACAAGCACUUGGGAUAUUAAGAUGGAUUGGGGUUUACUUCGACCCAAUGCUGAAAAUUACUUGUUAAGGGAUGAACUUGUUUUCUAUCGAUGGACAUAUUACGUCGCUGUACCAAUCAACGUCAUUCUCAGGUUUACUUGGGUUUUAAACAUUGUCCAGUUACGCAUGAAUGGUCAGCUGCUGGCCAUCUCGUUGGCACUUUUAGAGGCUUACCGUAGAAUUCAGUGGAAUUUCUUUCGACUUGAAAACGAGCAUCUCAAUAAUUGUGGACAAUACCGCGCUAUCAAAGAUAUUCCGUUACCAUUUACCUUGUCAGAUACUGACCUAAAGGCAAAUAUGAGUGACGAAGAAGAACGCCUGAGCAUCAUUUCCUCCAAAGGACCACAGCCCAUUGACAUUACAACCAACAACAGACAUAGUCUCAUGUCCAUGUUACCCAUGUCUCGACACCCUUCGUUUGUGGACCGAAACUCGGUGGGACAUGAUUCGAUGCUUCGUGGAUCAUUCUAUGGUAGACGUGAUUUCGAAAAUAAGCAUGAUGAUACUGCAGAUAUGGUGGUUGGGUCUGUCAAUACAAACAAACUGUGUCGAAAAGCUUCCACAUUGGAUAACGUCUUGACUAGAAUCAAAUCCAUGAGAAAUUCCGAUCAUAGUGAUGAGUCUGAGAAUGAAGAUGAUGAUGACGAUGAUGAUGACGAAGAUGAACAUUCAGAUCAUUAA